This is a messenger RNA of Drosophila pseudoobscura, 1332 nucleotides long. RefSeq names its product DNA-binding protein RFXANK. Gene Ontology annotation, biological process: regulation of gene expression. Gene Ontology annotation, molecular function: protein binding. NCBI's taxonomy places the organism in Eukaryota, Metazoa, Arthropoda, Insecta, Diptera, Drosophilidae. Gene Ontology annotation, cellular component: nucleus. The transcript is spliced from 2 exons. The record is from RefSeq and is a predicted model, not a curated record. Bases 479 to 1183 code for a protein of 234 amino acids.
UUUACAUAAUUAAAUUGCAAAUAAAAAUUUUAAAGAGAAACGAAAACAAAACCAAACAGAACACAACCAGGGUGACCGUUUUCAGUAUAUUAUAUACUUUUCGGUAUAUUUUGAAGCCCAAAGCUGAGUUCUCUCGGAAGUAAACUGGAUUAAAACCAACAUAAAAAAUUGGUUAAAGAAUGAAAAUAUCUAUCGGAAUAUUUGACCGAUAAUACAACGACUAAUUGCGUUUAUGCCGUUCGAGUGGAUCGUGUUUUUUGGUUUAUUUCAAGCUAUGAACUACAUUACUGUUGCCUUAUUUUCUUUAUUAUAGUGUUUCAGCAUUAAAAAUAUAAUAUCAAUCAAUCAUUGCUAUUCGAAGUACUUAUAGUCUCUGGUUAAAAAUAAUUCGGCACAUAAGUUUAUCACGCAUUGUUGCCGCAUAAACCAUCCUAUCCAACCUGGUUGUGAGACAAACAGUAAAUAAAUUCUACAACAAAUGGUGGCGCCUGCGAACACAUUGCAAAAUAGCACAAACUCCGACGAAGAUGAGUCCGUGCGAGCGGCGCCCACUUCCAUGCUAUUGCUGGAUGCUAAACGCAAGAGUGCGUUUCUGCCCUAUCGUCCCCAGUCGACCGUCUUGACCAAUCUUCAGCGAGGAAACACUGAAGCCACAUUUUGUCCCGUGGAAGUGUUGCUUUCCUUUCACGAGCGCGCGGGUCAGGGUGAGAUUACCGAGGAGCAAGUGACUGCGGAGCUAGGAAGGCAGAAAGACAUUGACUACAAGGAUGCUCAUGGGUUCACUGCGCUCCAUUGGGCCGCAUCGUAUGGCCAACUGGUCUCAGUGCAAUUGCUUGUGUCAGUUGGGGCAAAUGUAAACAGCCUGGCCCCAGACUUGGUAACUCCUCUGCUAUUGGCAGCCUCCGGAGGACACAAUGAGAUCGUGCGGUACCUCUUGGAGCGCGGCGCCCAUUCUUCACACAUGGACAUUGUGGGAAAUACGGCUCUAAUGUACGCAGCUGCCGGCAAUCAUCCGCAUACUUGCAAUGAACUUUUGGCCAAAGACUUGGACUUAAGUGCAACCAAUGAGAACGGGGAGACAGCCUAUUCCCUGGCGGUGGAGCAUGGAUCACAUCUGGCUCAGGCUUUGCUAGAGCAGUACAUGACCGCCAUAAUCACAGCGGGUGCAUUUGGCAGUAUUUAACUGUAGGUAAACUAAGAAAAUUUAAUUAGGAAAAUUCUUCAUAUACGAGUAUGUAUGUACAAAGAUAUGUACAUGUUGCAUCCCCGAUUCUUGGGUGAUAUUGGAACAUAAACGAGCAUAUGUAACUUUAUUAAAACUCAAACAUCUUA